CCCCCAUCGUUCAAAACAAUUGGUUUCGUCUGUUGCCGCUGUGUGUUGCUCUCCUUCCUGGAAGAGACUUGCUCUGGAGCCGCUGAUGUCGCCGCAGAGUCACUGAGACAAUAAAGGUGAAGUUCCAAGAUUCCUGAGUUUUGUCAGUCAACUCCCACAUGGCAGUGAACCACUCAGCUGAAGAUUAAACCAAGUACACUCAGCUCCAAAGCACUGCCCUCGUAGAUGCCGCUCAGUCUCCGUCUUUGCAAAUGGCUUGCUGUCUGAAGGACGAGCUCCUCUGUUCCAUCUGCCUCAGCAUUUACCAGGACCCGGUCAGCUUUGGCUGCGAGCACUACUUCUGCCGAAAGUGUAUCACCGAGCAUUGGAGCAGACAGGAGCCUCACGGAGCGCGGGACUGCCCUGAGUGCCGCAGGACCUUCACCGAUCCUCUCCUCUCGCCGAGCCUCAAGUUAUCCAACAUUGUGGAGCGCUACUCGGCCUUCCCGCUGGACGCCAUCCUUAACGCCCAGAGGAGCUCCUAUCCCUGCAAGGACCACGAGAAGGUCAAGCUCUUCUGCCUCACCGACAAAAGCCUUGUGUGCUUUUUCUGUGACGAACCAGCACUACACGAGCAGCACCAAGUGACCACCAUUGACGAGGCUUACGAGGAGAUACAGAGGGAGAUGAAGGAGCAGCUUGCCACCCUGCAGGACAGUGAGAAGGGACACACUGAAGCCCUGCAGCUCCUGCAGAGACAACUCACAGAGACCAAGUCCUCAGCAAAGAGCCUGCGUGCAACCAUCGGUGACGCAUUUGAGCGCCUCCACCGCUUCCUGCGCGAGCGUCAGAAGAGCAUGCUGGAAGAGCUGGAGAUGGAUACGGCCCGCAAGCUGGCCGACAUCGAGCACAAGAUCCAACGCUACAGCCAGCAGCUGCGCGACGUCAAGGAGGGCAUCCAGAUCCUGCAGGAGCGCCUCAACGAGACAGGGCGCCACGACUUCCUGGAAGGAGUAGCUGUCACAUCGGAGAGGAUUAAAGGGAAGAUACAUGAGACCAAUCUGACGUAUGAAGACUUCCCGACAUCCAAGUACAUGGGGCCCUUACAGUACACGAUAUGGAAGUCGCUCUUCCAGGAUAUUUCUCCAGUGCCAGCGGCGUUGACUCUCGACCCCAUCACAGCCCACCAAAGACUGAUCCUCUCAGAUGACUGUACCAUCGUGGCUUACGGGAAUCUCCACCCGCAGCCGCUGCAGGACUCCCCGCGCCGCUUUGACGUGGAGGUGUCCGUUCUGGGCGCAGAGGGCUUUGUGUCGGGCGUCCAUUACUGGGAGGUGAUGGUGUCAGAGAAGACCCAGUGGAUGAUCGGUGUGGCCAGCGAGACAGUCAGUCGCAAGGGCAGCAUCCAGAUCCAGCCAAGCCGCGGCUUCUACUGCAUUGUUAUGCACGACGGGAACCAGUACAGCGCCUGCACCGAGCCCUGGACCCGUCUCAACGUCAAGAGCAAGCUGGAGAAGGUGGGGGUGUACCUGGACUACCCCAAAGGCCUGCUCAUCUUCUACAACGCAGACGACAUGUCCUGGCUCUACACCUACAGGGAGAAAUUCCCCACCAAGGUCUUCCCCUACUUCAGUCCGGGCCAGAGUCACGCCAACGGCAAGAACGUGCAGCCGCUGCGAAUCAACACUGUACGCCUUUAAGAGCUACACACACAUCUGUGGUCGCGUUUGUCCUGACAGAUGAAUCCAUCAAAGGUGAAUUCACAGGACUUCUGUAGGUUUCAAAAGAUGUUCAAGAAAAUCAAUUUAAAAUGUUCAAUAGGGUGUUUGAAAUGUUUAUUUCUUUCAGUUCGGUGUUAAGAAUUGUGCUUGAUGUUGCUCUUAAAACCUGCGCUGUUAUUUUUUCGUGACUUGAAACGGCCACACGAUAACGGCCUGCACUUGAGCCUCAUUCCUCAUCUUUCACUGAAAAGAUGACACUAAAUGGAGUCAGAUGGACCCCUGGGCUCCUCUGGGGUCUGUGGCAGUGAUGUAAAAAAAAUAAAUAAAUAAAUAAGUGGUUCCCUUCUCCAGAAGUGACUGUCCCAGGCCCACCUUGCACACUCCCAGGGGGGCACCGCUCUCUUUGUGCUCAAUAAAGCCCAUCUGGCCCUCCAAGUAUACCCAUGCAGUGGCCAAAAGUGUUUAUCACAAAAUGCUUUUGGGAUCAAAUAAAACUUCUUUUUUUUUUAUUACAAUGGCAAAAAAAAGAGAACAAAACAAACAAAAUAUAAUCACCUCACCCUUCCUUUGCCACUGUACAUCUUUGCAUUUGUAUGUUUGUUGUCCGUGUUGUCCAUUUUAAAAGAAACUCGGGGCAGUGCCCUUGCUGUUGUACAGUGUGAUUUCCGGUAUGUGCAGUAUGAAAUGAUGCAAACUGGGGUCAAAUUGGGAGCAUCUACGAAAUGAUUCCUGGUGUUUUGUCGUAACUUGCACAGAUUUGCAGGGUCCUGUUUCACGAAGCAGUUCUAUGAAAUCAUCUGUAAAAUCUGCUUUGUGAAACAGAUUUAAGUGUGAAGAUAAAAACUACCAGAAGGUUUAGACAGUCAGGACAGUAUUUUACAUAUCUCUGAUUGGAUGAUCUGAAUUGUCCAUCAGAAGUAAGUCCCAUGCAGGUUAACACAAAUUCAGCGAUUUGACCCUAGUUUGCGGCGUUGCAGACCUCAGUGGGAUCUUGCUUCAGCAGAGACGUUUCUGUUUGGAUAUUCAGAAGGAGAUUCAUGUGAGGUGGUGUUGGGUUACUGGUGGUGGUAAUAGUUAAAAUGACUUAUGACGAUGAUAACUAUGACACUUUUAAUGAUUAUAAUGAUGAUUGUGUCUUUUGAUGAUGGCCGCUGUGCAUCCAUCAUUGUGUGAACACACUCUAGUGUGCUGGAGGUUUGUGGGAAAUGUUGUAAUGUACAAUAAAUUACUGCUAAAUCA
Molecule: messenger RNA, 2939 nt
Organism: Thunnus maccoyii (southern bluefin tuna)
Lineage: Eukaryota; Metazoa; Chordata; Actinopteri; Scombriformes; Scombridae
Gene: trim62.1
Product: tripartite motif containing 62, tandem duplicate 1
Exons: 6
Coding region: 252-1679 (475 amino acids)
Biological process (GO): innate immune response; positive regulation of canonical NF-kappaB signal transduction
Molecular function (GO): zinc ion binding; protein binding
Source: RefSeq, a predicted model, not a curated record